Messenger RNA from Vicia faba (fava bean), 696 nucleotides. The record is from the annotation of a GenBank genome assembly. Lineage: Eukaryota; Viridiplantae; Streptophyta; Magnoliopsida; Fabales; Fabaceae.
AUGCCCAAACACUUAUUCCUCAACCUUUCCACUACGCUCCGACAUUGCCCACCACAUGUUCGACGUUAUUACCGAAUCAAUAAAACACAUAUUCUUCAAAGAAUGUCCCACCCUUCUUUAACAAAACUUCCUUUCUCUUCGUCUUCCUCUACCAAAACUGGGUUUGUAGGUUGGUAUUUGCGGAAGCUUGAAUCUUAUCCGGUUAUCACUAAGAGCAUUACUUCCUCGCUUAUUUACACAGCUGCUGAUUUCACUUCACAGAUGAUUACAUUAUCCUCUUCUGCUUCAUAUGAUUUAAAAAGGACAUCACGCAUGGCGAUAUACGGGUUGCUAUUCUUGGGGCCAUCACAGCAUAUGUGGUUUAAUUUUCUGUCCAAAGUUUUACCUAAGAGAGAUGUGAAUACAACUUUGAAGAAAAUUUUUAUGGGGCAAGCUGUAUUUGGUCCUAUCAGCAAUACGGUUUUCUUCUCCUAUAAUGGUGCUUUGCAAGGUGACAGUGGGCCUGAAAUUAUUGCGAGACUGAAGCGGGAUCUACUUCCUACAUUAUUAGGCGGUGCCGUGUUUUGGCCUGUUUGUGAUUUUGUCACCUUUAGAUUCAUUGCAGUCCAUUUACAGCCACUGAUGAAUAGUUCCUGUGCAUAUGUGUGGACCAUUUAUUUAACUUACAUGGCAAACCGAAACUUGACUGAAGCUUAG